Molecule: messenger RNA, 3516 nt
Organism: Peniophora sp. CBMAI 1063
Lineage: Eukaryota; Fungi; Basidiomycota; Agaricomycetes; Russulales; Peniophoraceae
Source: the annotation of a GenBank genome assembly
AUGUCUCAACCUGCUCUUAUUUCUCAAGCUUCAAACCCGAUCUCGGGCACUACAGACUUCGGCAAACUGUGGAAGGAUGCCCAAAUGCGGUACAAAGCCGUGGCGGGCCGCGAACUUCCUUCCGCGGACGAUUUCCCAGACAAGUCUCUCGAUCCCGACGAGGUCAUCGAGUACAUCGAGCGACAGGGUCGCGGCUUCAAAACGUUUCGCGCGAAGGGGGAGAAGAUCCGGCGUCCGUUGAUGUCUCUGGUGGGCUUUGUUCUGCCAUUUAUCGACAUAAGUGCCGAAGGAGGAUCUAGUGUUGCGCCCGGCGGUAAAGCAGUGUUCGUUGCAGUCGGAGCAUUACUCAAGGCCACUCGAGGUGUCAGCGAGCUCUACAACGUCAUCGGGACACUCUUAGAGAAGUUCUCCAGUUACCUCGAACGCCUCAAGGUUCACUUGGAGCCAUCGCUGCCGCCGACGCCCCAUCUGAUGAAGAUAUUCGUCGACACUCUCGUCCAGGUCCUCCUGACGCUGGCCAUUGUGACAAAGUACUGCGGUGCUGUACAUGAUAACCCUUUUGUCGCGUUCAUGAGAUUCAUCCUUCGACGCACGAAAGAUUACUUCAAGGUAAUCAUGGAUAAGACAGACGUCAAGGACGCUCUGAGCAAGCUCGAAGAACUCGCCGCUGCGGAGCAUUUAGCAAUUUCCGCCCAGAACAAUGCUGUCACUCGGCAAAUUUAUGGUGAUGCGGUCGUCAAUUUGCUUCGUUCAUGGCUUCGAGCGCCCGAUCCGCAGCCCAUCAACUACGAGAAGAAGAGGCUAACUGGCAGUUACCAGUGGUUUUUCAAUGAACAGUUCGAGGACUGGAGGCAGCAUGAGAACGGCAUGUACUGGAUUCAUGGUAGAGCUGGCACUGGAAAGAGUAUUUUAUGCUCCUCGGUGGUUGAUGCUCUCAAGGACGACCCCUCACUACUCUGUGUCUACUUCUAUUUUGACGUCAAUGACCCCGGAAAGCAGGACUGCCGUGGUCUAGUUUCUUCCCUUGUCUCUCAACUCGGGACCCGGUCCGAUGAUGGUAUUCGAAUCCUUGACGAAGCACGGCGGCGUACGCCCGAGCAUCCCGUCUACGACGAGCUUCUUGACAUGCUCUCAAGACUGCUGUGCUUCUCUGGUCGCACGGCUAUUGUCAUCGAUGCUUUGGACGAAUGCCCUGAACCUGCGCGUGAAUCGGCUCUAUUGGACCUCCUCAAGCACCUGUCGAGGGUGCAAGCCAAAGAAGAGGUCGACGUUCGUGUGCUCGUCGUGAGUCGCCCGGAAGUGGACAUCGUGCAGUGCAUGCCAGAUCUGGCUACACAUACCCUCGAUUUCAAUGAGGCCGCCGAACACUUGCAUGAUAUAGAGGUCUACAUCUCGAAUCAGCUGUAUAAUGCUGAAGCGGCCUCAAAUCUGAAGUGGUGGUCCGAGGACACCAAGGAAAGUGUCAAAGAAGAGCUGAUCAGAGGGUCAAAUGGGAUAUUCCUAUGGGUCAGACUUCAGCUAGAUUAUCUACAACGUUGUUCCCCGCACGAUGUCUCUCAUGAACUCUAUGACCUCCCCUCCAGCCUGGAUGAGACUUACAAGAGAAUCUUGACUGGAUUUGAGAAACUGCCUUCUGCCUCUAUCAAUCGAGUUCGCCGGGUCUUCGAAUGUAUUGCGUUUGCGCGGGAUCCACUAUCCCCCACGCAGAUUGCUGAAAUAUUGGGAGCCAAUUUUGACACUCCCACACAACAGCCCAUCACACUGGUUCUGCCGGAUAAUCUCGAUGUUGGUGAAGUGGACGCUUUCAUACUUCGCCAGUGCCCUGCGCUCAUCGAAGUUGUGACUGAUUAUAAGGGGAAGAAGAUCGUACAGUUCAUUCAUCGUUCAGUCGAACAAUACCUCAAAGCUGAGGUGCCUUCAUCUGAUCCUGUUCGGCCUACGAAUCAGCGGGCCAGUCUUCACAACAUGAAUAGGACCGAAGCCAAUAUCACCUUUGCAAGGCUAUGCCUCUCAGCUCUUGUGACUACCGGCUCGUUGGCCAACUUUCGGAAAUAUGCGGAUGCACGUUGGCAUGAACAUGUAUCAUGUAACCAGGAUGACAAGAUAGGUGAUUUGUUAUUCCUAUUUCUCCACUUUGGAUCCGAAUCGUUUGCUCGGUGGGCCGCUCACGGCUGGCCGAGAGGCGACACAGUGGAUCAAAGUGGCGUGCUGCACUGCGCUGUUUCUCUGUGUUUGUGUCAUCUCACGAGACGAAUACUUGAACAUCCGCUCAGUGCCUCUUAUGCACCUGUUGAUGUGCCUUUGUCUAGAUUGCGCAAUGCGAAAGGCGAAACUCCUCUGCACAUUGUCGCAAAACAGCAUGGACGUGACCAGGUGCCUACCGCGCGCAUUCUUCUCGAGCAUGGUGCCCUCACCCACGACGCUGACAAUGAAGGAAAGCUUCCUUUACACACUGCCACGUCCGAUUACCCGAUUCUGCAAUACGGGCUCAUCAGCCUCUUUCUGGAACACCCUGCAGAUGACCUGCCCGAUGCAAACCUCUCCCAAAAUCGUGUUCACGAUAAUACUGGGAUGACAGCACUACUUUAUGCUGCAAGAGAAGGGGACCCAAUGGUGUCUAAACUCCUGCUCGAACACGGUUCACUCGUCGAUGAUACUGAUAAUAAAGGCAAUACACCUUUGCACCUUGCCGCAAGACGCUAUCAGCCAGAUGGCGGCCUCGUGAAACUGCUGCUGGAACACCCUGCGGCGGACGGUUCUGACCCUCCUAUCACUUCUCGGUGCUAUGCCCGGAACAAUCUAGGCCGGACAGCGCUACACGAGGCUGUAAAGUUAGGAAGAUUGGGCGCGUGUCGCGUGUUACUUGAACAUUGCACAUCCGCUGACGACCUUGACAACGACGGUAAUACCCUUUUGCAUCUUGCUGCGAUGUCUCGUGCAGAAGAAGCUAUACGCUACUUCAUGCUCCACGACACCGCGGGUGAACGCGAUAUAGGCGCUCCCGUCCAGUGUCGCGCUCGUAACAAGCGUGGGGAAACCCCGUUACACAGUUUUGUCUGUAGCGAGUCUUACAGCAGCGACACCGUCGCUGCUCUCAACAUUCUUCUUGAGAAUGGUGCUCCAGUCGAUGCUGUUGACGACAACGGCGAUACCGCGUUGCACUGCGCUGCGACUAUUGCAGACGCUGGACUUGUCCGGGCUCUGCUGGCACACCCCACAUUGGAUGGAUCUAAUACUGCUGGUCUUCAGUGCCACGCCCGCAAUCAGCGCGGGCGGACCGCAUUGCACUCCUGCGCCGCCGCUGCCAGAUACGGAUCCGAUGACGUUUGUCAUAUUCUCCUCGAACACGGAGCGAUGGUUGACGAGACGGAUAACGACGGCAAAACCCCGCUUCAUCUUGCACAAGAGGCCGAACAAAAAGGGUUUGGUUAUACGAGAAGCCUCAUAGAGGUUCUUCGUGAAGCAGAAGAAGAACGACAAGGGGUGGACGAAGCUGCGAACGUUCCAACUUCAUGA